AUGCCGUUUCCAGCAUAUCAGACCGUGGGAUACAUGGAAGAGAGUGGAUUCCUGCCUCACAGCCACAAGGUGGGGCUGUGGACACACUUGGACUUCAAUAUAGAGUACAACGGUGACUCUGUGAUAUUCGCCAAUGUGUCUGUGAAAGACGUGAAGCCGGAGCCAUUAGAGGAAGGCGGGGGAGGGGCAGGCCAUGGUGUCAGCAGCGGUGGUCUGACGGUCACUCACACCUACAGCGUGCGCUGGUUUGAGAGUACUUUGCCCCAUUCACGCAGGGCGGAGCGCCUUAGAGACUAUUCCUUCUUUCCUAAGACUCUGGAGAUCCACUGGCUGUCCAUCAUCAACUCACUAGUGCUGGUGGUGCUGCUGCUGGGCUUCGUCAUCAUCAUCCUCAUGAGGGUGCUGAAGAAUGACUUCGCCAGGUAUAAUGUGGAGGAAGAUGGCGGCUGUGACGACCUGGAUCAGGGGGAUAACGGAUGGAAAAUCAUCCACACGGAUGUCUUUCGCUUCCCACCGUAUAAGAGCCUCCUGUGUGCCGUACUAGGGGUUGGGGCACAGUUUCUGACUCUGGCCACAGGAAUCAUUGUCAUGGCGCUGCUGGGGAUGUUUAAUGUCCAUCGUCAUGGUGCCAUAAACUCGGCAGCGAUUGUAUUGUACGCUCUGACCAGCUGUGUGUCCGGUUACUGUUCCUGCAGUUUCUACACACAGAUUCAGGGCCAGCGCUGGGUCUGGAAUAUUAUCCUCACCUCUGCGCUCUUCUCUGCCCCUCUCUUUUUCACCUGGAGUGUGGUGAACUCUGUUCACUGGUGGAGUGGAUCGACUCAGGCCCUGCCUGCCACCACCGUGCUUCUGCUGCUUGGUGCCUGGGUGCUGGUGGGUUUCCCUCUCACCGUUAUUGGUGGAAUUGUUGGAAAGAACAGAGCAGGCAACUUCCAGGCCCCGUGUCGCACACGUAACAUAGCUCGCCAGAUCCCCCAGCAGCCCUGGUACAAACACACGGCCGUGCACAUGGCCAUCGGAGGCUUCCUGCCUUUCAGUGCCAUCUCAGUAGAACUGUACUACAUCUUUGCCACCGCGUGGGGUCGUGAACACUACACACUCUACGGCAUUCUGUUGUGCGUCUUUGCCAUCCUGCUCUCGGUGGGCGCCUGCAUCUCUGUGGCCCUGACCUACUUUCUGCUCUCAGGCGAGGACUACCGCUGGUGGUGGAGAAGUGUUCUGAGCACCGGCUCCACUGGCAUCUUUAUAUUUGUUUACUCACUCUUCUACUACCACAAUCGCUCCAACAUGAGCGGCCUUGUACAGAGCGUCGAAUUCUUCGGAUAUUCCUUGCUCACUGCGUUUGUUUUCUCGCUCAUGCUAGGAACGGUCUCCUUCUGGGCUUCUCUGUCUUUUAUUCGUUACAUCUACCGUAGCCUUAAGAUGGACUGAGUUUGUUUCCUCUCAAGUUUCCUCACAUGGGGAAGAGACUCGUGGACCAGGUCCUCAUGGAGCCCUGCAUGAGCAGGUUUUGUGUUGCUGAAGUAUAUUAAACUAUCAAAACUGUUGAUGCCAAUCUUAAAAGGAAUAGGGAACAGACAAUGUGACUGACUAAAGACUAAUUUUAUUUUGCUCACCAACACCCUGAUACUUACUUCACAUAGAUAUAUAUAGUUGCUAGAUUAUAUGCACAUCAAAUACAGAUGUAUGUGAGAGUCAUUUUGGAUCGUUUGUGCUGAAUGGAACAGCUUUUCAUACUUCAAAUGUUGCUUACCAAGUUUCCAAGACUUUGGAAGUUUUGUUUUGGAUUUUGUUUAUGUAGUGAAUAUGACUAAAAUGAUUCAAUGUCAGUUUCAAAACAUAAGGGGAACGAAUCAGAGGCCUUCAUGCUUAUCUAUGUUUCAUAAGACCAUUGAGGAGAUGAAGCACUUAUAUGUACUGUAGGUGGGUUUACUUGAUGAUUAAAGGAGGAUGUUGGUUAUAUGGAAGGAUAUUAUAAUCUUUGAGGUAAAGAGAUGUCAUAUUGUUUUCAGAGGGUGCAGUAUACACAUUUUGACCAAAAGAGUCGUUUUGGAAGGAAGGUUUAACACGAGCAAGCUGAAGAAAUGAAGAAUUGAUUAUGGAAGCAAUACCAUGCUCUAAAGUCGCCAUCAACUGUGAUCUGUUGCAAUGUAAAUAUACUGUUUUCAAUAAAGUCACUUUUAUUAUGGUAAGAGAAAUAAAUGUGGGUAAAAUGCAACAAUGGU
Sinocyclocheilus grahami is the source of this 2225-nucleotide messenger RNA. RefSeq names its product transmembrane 9 superfamily member 1-like. The transcript is spliced from 7 exons. Gene Ontology annotation, biological process: protein localization to membrane. The coding region runs from base 1 to 1431 and encodes 476 amino acids. Gene Ontology annotation, cellular component: membrane. The record is from RefSeq and is a predicted model, not a curated record. Lineage: Eukaryota; Metazoa; Chordata; Actinopteri; Cypriniformes; Cyprinidae.